ACCCCCUGCGCGUCAGUCAUGUGAUUCAACCGAAGACAGAGGCGCAGUCUUUGGAUGAUAACAAACCUCUUUUUCACUCUGUUCUGCGCCGUUAAUGUUAUUUUCACAAUGUCGGGAUCUUAAUUACGAUAUUGCUGACGUCCAAGAAAAGGUUUCGAGUCAGGGGAGAUUUUUCUAAAAGCAUACCAAUGGCGGAAGUGGUGGAAGAGAACCGAAAAUCAAGUGAUGACUUCACGGAUGAAUCUGAGGAGGAGGACAGCGAGGAGGAACCCAAGCUGAAAUACGAGCGCCUCUCCAACGGCGUGACGGAAAUCCUCCAGACCGACGCAGCCAGCUGUAUGACCGUCCAUGACAAGUUUCUUGCCCUGGGGACUCAUUUUGGGAAGGUCUUCCUGCUGGACAUCCAAGGAAAUGUCACCCAGAAGUUUGAAAUUAGUUCGGUGAAGAUCAACCAAAUCAGUCUGGAUGAAAGUGGGGAGCACGUGGGCAUCUGCUCCGAGGAUGGCAAGGUUCAAGUGUUUGGCCUCUACACAAGAGAAGGCUUCCACGAGAACUUUGACUGUCCCAUAAAAGUGGUGGCAUUACACCCCCACUUCUCCCGAUCCAGCAACAAACAGUUUGUCACCGGCGGCAACAAGCUUCUCCUGUACGAAAAGAACUGGAUGAAUCGCUGGAAGACCUCGUUGCUGCACGAAGGCGAGGGCUCCAUCACCAACGUCCAGUGGAGAGCCAACCUCAUAGCGUGGGCCAACAAUGUGGGCGUCAAAAUCUACGACAUCAGCACAAAACAGAGGAUUACCAACGUGCUGCGGGACAACGUCAGUCUGAGACCUGACAUGUACCCCUGCAGCCUGUGCUGGAAGGACAACACCACCCUCAUCGUGGGCUGGGGGACCUCCAUUAAGAUUUGUGUGGUAAAGGAGCGCAAUCCCACGGAAAUGAGAGAUCUGCCGAGUCGUUACGUGGAAAUAGUGUCUGCAUUCGAGGCGGAGUUCUUCAUCAGCGGGCUGGCGCCGCUGGCAGAUCAGCUGGUCACCUUGUUCUUUGUGAAGGAGAACCCUGAGCACAUGCAGGACGAGGAGUUCCUGGCGCGUCCUCGUCUGGACAUCAUCCAGCCUCUCCCUGAGAGCUGUGAGGAGAUCUCCUCCGAUGCACUGACCGUGCGCAACUACCAGGAGAACGAGUGUCGGGACUACCGCCUUGAACACUCGGAGGGAGAGUCGCUCUUCUACAUCAUCAGUCCCAAAGACAUCGUGGUGGCCAAGGAGCGGGACCAGGACGACCAUAUUGACUGGCUGCUGGAGAAGAAGAAAUAUGAGGAAGCGCUGAUGGCGGCGGAGAUCAGCUUCAAAAACAUCAAGCGACAUGACGUGCAGAAGAUCGGGAUGGCCUACAUCAACCACCUGGUGGAGAGGGGCGACUACGACGCCGCUGCAAGGAAGUGUCAGAAGAUCCUUGGCAAAAACAUGGAAUUGUGGGAAAAUGAGGUGUACAGAUUCAAGACCAUCGGACAACUGAAGGCCAUCAGUCAGUAUCUUCCCCGAGGGGACCUGCGCCUCCGACCGGCCAUCUAUGAGAUGAUCCUGCACGACUUCCUCAAAACGGACUACGAGGGUUUUGCCACGCUGGUCCGGGAAUGGCCGGGAGAGCUUUACAACAACAUGGCCAUCGUUCAAGCGGUCAUGGACCACCUGAAGAAGGAGCCCUCCAACAGCACCCUGCUCACCACUCUGGCUGAACUGUACACCUACGGCCAGCGCUACGACAGGGCGCUGGAGAUCUACCUGCGGCUGCGGCACAAAGACGUGUACCAGCUCAUCCACAAACACAACCUCUUCUCCUCCAUCGAGGACAAGAUCGUCCUCCUCAUGGACUUUGACAAAGAGAAAGCUGUCGAAAUGCUGCUUGACAACGAAGACAAGAUAUCGAUAGACAAGGUAGUUGAAGAGCUUGCAAACCGGCCCGAGCUUCUCCACGUGUACCUCCAUAAACUGUUCAAGCGGGACCACCACAAAGGCCAGAAGUAUCACGGGAAACAGAUCGGCCUCUACGCCGAGUACGACCGCCCCAAUCUACUGCCCUUCCUAAGAGACAGCACCCACUGCCCUCUGGAGAAGGCUCUUGAGGUUUGUCAGCAGCGACACUUUGUGGAAGAGACCGUCUUCUUGCUCAGCAGGAUGGGCAACUGCAAGCGGGCCCUGCAGAUGAUCAUGAAGGAGCUGGAGGACGUGGACAAAGCCAUCGAGUUCGCCAAAGAGCAGGACGACGCCGAGCUGUGGGAGGAUCUCAUCACCUACUCCAUCGACAAACCCCCGUUCAUCACCGGCCUUCUCAACAACAUCGGGACCCACGUGGAUCCCAUUCUGCUCAUCCAUCGCAUCAAGGAGGGCAUGGAGAUCCCCAACCUCAGAGAUUCCCUCGUGAAAAUCCUCCAGGACUACAAUCUGCAGAUCCUACUAAGGGAAGGAUGUAAGAAGAUUCUGGUGGCCGACUCGCUGUCCCUCCUUCAGAAGAUGCAUCGCACCCAGAGCAGAGGCAUCAUGGUCGACGAAGAGAAUAUUUGUGAGUCGUGCCAUGCUGCUGUUUUACCCUCAGACAUGGCCAAACCUUUCAGCGUGGUGGUGUUCCACUGCAGACACAUGUUCCACAAAGAAUGUUUACCGUCCACAGGAACAAUUCCCGGAGUGCAGUUUUGUAACAUCUGCAGCGCAAAGAAACGCGGGCCGGGAAGCGGGAUCCUGGAGAUGAAAAAGUAGCUGCUUAGGCAUCCAUCCAUCCAUUUUCUACCGCUUGUCCCUUUUGGGGUCAUGGGGAGUGCUGGAGCCUCCUAGCUCAGCUGCAUUCAGGUGGUAGGUGGGGUACACUCUGGACAAGUUGCCCCCUAGACAAAUAUAUGGUACAUUGCUAUUUAAAUAUGAACAAUCUGCUUGCCACUAAUGUGAUAAACUGUCUAGGAAAAUAAAGCAAAACUGAUUUAAAAAAAAAAAAGGUUGAGAUGUUUCGAGUUUUUUUCAUAAUCUAUUUGGAAGUGCCCUAUUUCCCCCACAAUGGAUUCAUUUUCCGGCCAGCAAUAUUUUAAAUAUAUAUUUAUUAUUUUGUACGAAUUUAACAAAAAUCACACGUG
Messenger RNA from Nerophis ophidion (straightnose pipefish), 3124 nucleotides. It is a transcript of the gene vps41, whose product is annotated as VPS41 subunit of HOPS complex. Bases 189 to 2756 code for a protein of 855 amino acids. Gene Ontology annotation, biological process: macroautophagy; cellular response to starvation; vesicle-mediated transport. NCBI's taxonomy places the organism in Eukaryota, Metazoa, Chordata, Actinopteri, Syngnathiformes, Syngnathidae. The record is from RefSeq and is a predicted model, not a curated record. The transcript has 28 exons. Gene Ontology annotation, cellular component: late endosome; HOPS complex. Gene Ontology annotation, molecular function: protein binding.